Messenger RNA from Eurytemora carolleeae, 2103 nucleotides. RefSeq names its product hexokinase. Gene Ontology annotation, cellular component: cytosol; mitochondrion. The coding region runs from base 43 to 1641 and encodes 532 amino acids. Gene Ontology annotation, molecular function: fructokinase activity; mannokinase activity; D-glucose binding. The transcript is spliced from 26 exons. NCBI's taxonomy places the organism in Eukaryota, Metazoa, Arthropoda, Copepoda, Calanoida, Temoridae. The record is from RefSeq and is a predicted model, not a curated record. Gene Ontology annotation, biological process: glycolytic process; intracellular glucose homeostasis; glucose 6-phosphate metabolic process.
UUAUUCACUUUUACAAGAGAUUUGAAGUGAGAAGCCUGUACAAUGUUGAAGAUACCACGGGCACCAGGGGGAAGGAGAAGAACAGAUUCAUUUUCUAAUCUAGAAACCCCAGUUCAUCCAAAUGCACCAGCUCCUACUCCUGCUAACUCCUUUAUCCCAGCCUCCUUCCUAGAUUCAGCUCCUUCCUACAUAGAUUCAUCUUUACUGAACCUUCCACCUUCCCAACUCCUACAGGCAGCUGGAAACCUGCUUCUGCAACCAAUCCUGCCUGAACCAAUGACAAUUCAGGACAAUAAGAGAAUAAUUGAACUGAAGAAACUGAUGCAGGAGUUUCAUCUUACAGAUGAACAAUUGAAACAUAUAGAGAAAAGAAUGAUAAUGGAGAUUAACUGGGGGCUGGCUAAAGCUUCCAACGAGACUUCAAACAUCAAGUCGUAUAUAACCUACGUUACCCAGCUACCAACUGGUCGGGAGCAUGGUAGAUUUCUUGCUUUAGAUCUAGGAGGAACUAACUUCAGGGCUAUUUUGAUUGAACUGGAAGCUGGAACCUCCAGUAUUAAUAUGAAGACAGCAAAGCAUCCUGUUAGUAUGGAUCUUAUGCAAGGCCCAGGAGAGGAUCUUUUUAACUUUAUGGCAGACAAACUCAGGGAGUUCAUGGUAGAUCAUGAGUUAUUGGGACACAGGUACAAACUUGGAUUCACAUUCUCCUUCCCUACUAUUCAGCAUAGUCUCAGCUCAGCAGAUCUAGCAACGUGGACAAAGGGGUUUGUUUGUUCUGGAGUAGAAGGAAAUGAUGUUGGAGCACUUCUUGAAAAAUCUAUAUCCAGGCAUGCAGAUCUUGAUAUUGAGGUUUGUGCUAUUCUGAACGAUACCACUGGAUGCCUUCUUGCCUGCGCAUACAAGAGACCUGAUUGUGCAAUGGGGGUCAUUCUAGGAACAGGAACCAAUGCAAGCUAUGUUGAGGAUAUUGCCAACGUUGAACUAUUCGAGGGAACUCCGGGUAAACAUCAUCAGGUUGUGAUAAACACUGAAUGGGGUGCGCUAGGGAACACUGGAUCCUUGGACUUUAUGCGCACGCGCUUCGAUCAUCUUGUGGACCAGAACUCCAUGAAUCCGGCCAAACAGGUGUAUGAGAAGCUGAUAAGUGGAAUGUAUCUUGGUGAACUAACAAGGCAUAUUCUAGUUGAGGCUGCUGAGAAGAAAAUAAUAUUUAGUGGAUGUAAUACAGAAGUUCUCCAGAAGAAGGAACUGUUUCUUACCCGACAUAUUUCUGAAAUUGAGGCGGAUGAAGUGGGAUGCACAGAAAACAUGAUUCAGGUGCUCGAGGAGAUUAAUCUUGCAGAGGGAGCAACAGACCUAGAUUAUCAGAUUCUACGGUAUAUUUGUGAAUGUGUCUCGACUAGAGCAGCAGUAUUGGCGGGGGCGGGUAUAGCAGCUUUACUAAACAAGAUGGCAAGGAAAAAAAUAACUGUUGGUAUGGAUGGCUCUGUUUACAAAUUUCAUCCUCAUUUCCACAGCAGGAUGGUUACAAAGAUUGCUCAGCUUGUAGAUAGUUCAAUACAGUUUCAAAUGGUUCUCUCAGAAGACGGAUCAGGUCGUGGGGCUGGUCUUGCUGCUGCUGUAUCAAGAUAUAACUUAUGAAAUCUCCGCACGGUCUUUCUGUCAACAAUAAGCAGAUCUACAUAAUCUCUAGCAGCUCCUAUAAUUAUUUAGCAGUUCCUGACAACAUUUAGCAGUUUCUGACAACAUUUAGUAGUUCCUGACAACAUGUAGAAACUCCUGACAACAUUUGGCAACUCCUGACAACCUUCAGCAGUUCCUUGACAAUCCUUUGCAGCUCUUGCCAAUAUUUAGCAGCUCUCUCACCCCAUGCAAAAUAUCUUGACAAUAUUUCAAACCACUUAUAUUAAAUCUCAUAACAAAUUUCAGUUGCUUAUGCCAUUAUUCAGCAGCUCCUGUAAAUAUCUCGUGAAAAUGAUUUACAACUCAAGAAAAUAUGCAACAGCUACUUGAAAUAUUCAACAGCUCUCUAAAAAUUCAAAGCAGCUCAUGCUAGCAUUAUUUUGACUAAAUUUAAAAGCUUCUUGACAUGGUUGGGAGGUU